Molecule: messenger RNA, 3404 nt
Organism: Gopherus flavomarginatus (Mexican gopher tortoise)
Lineage: Eukaryota; Metazoa; Chordata; Testudines; Testudinidae
Gene: MON1A
Product: MON1 homolog A, secretory trafficking associated
Exons: 7
Coding region: 509-2158 (549 amino acids)
Biological process (GO): protein targeting to vacuole; vesicle-mediated transport
Source: RefSeq, a predicted model, not a curated record
ACGGAGCUAGAGGAGAAGCAGCUGUGCAGUGCUUCCUGGCUGGACUCAGCAGGAGCAAGCUUGGCUGGACGCCUUGCGCGGUGUGUCUGCGAUUACAAUGACAGCGUGUCCUGAGGAGGCAGCAGCAGGCAGGCCGAGAAUCCCCCUGGGCAUCCCUCCCUCCCCCUUUGUCUAGGCUUCGCAAAGCAGCCACUGACGCUGCGUUCCUGCCAGAGCUGCGAAGCAGGGCCUCCCGAGCGCAGCUGGGAGAACCGCACAGGCACACUCAAUGUGUCCCUUUUUGCCACAGUGUUGACAUACCAGGUCCUUACACCAGCAUUCUGAUGCAUAGUGACCUGGCUUACCACAGCGAUAACAUUCCUGACUCCCCACAGUUUUGUGAGUCGGUUCUUGUGACACCUUAUGAACCCUAGGGCAUGCACCGAUGGAUUGCGUCUCCUUUGUAGCCAGUUCCAUGGAGAUUGCAAAAUCAAUGGCCUUCUGUAAGGUCCCUGCCAGCCUCUGAGGAAUGGCUGCUGACAUUCACAAGAAGAAAGGCUGGGAAGUCCCCAACGGGUCCUUGGUGCCAGCAGAUGGGCAACCCACAGAGAGGUCGGAGAGCCCCACCCCAGGGCUGGCUCAGGGCAUGGAACCAGGGGCAGGCCAGGAGGGGGCGAUGUUUGUUCACACCCGGUCCUACGAGGACCUGAUGAGCCCUGAGGAUGGAGAUGUCAUGUCCAGGAGCCCUGAGGAAGGGCGAGGGGACCAGGGAGACCAGACCAGCAUGGAACAGAUCAGCAAGGACUUCAGUGAGCUUAGCACACAGCUGACGGGCAUGGCGUUAGACCUGGAGGAGGAGAUGAGGCCGAGUCAGGAGGACAAGAUGGAUCUCUCGCUGCAGACUGCCCGGAGAGACUCAGCUCGGUCGGAGAAAGAGGACGAGGACGUGACCAUGGAGGCCUGGCGCAUGCAUCAGAAGCAUGUGUUUGUGCUGAGCGAGGCGGGCAAGCCAGUGUAUUCCCGCUACGGCUCAGAGGAGGCACUGUCCAGCACCAUGGGAGUGAUGAUGGCCCUGGUGUCCUUCCUGGAGGCAGAGAAGAAUGCCAUCAGGUCUAUCCAUGCAGACGGCUACAAAGUGGUCUUUGUGCGCCGGAGCCCCCUGGUGCUGGUGGCCAUGGCUCGGACGCGGCAGUCGGAGCAGGAGAUCACUCAUGAGCUCCUCUACAUCUACUACCAGAUCCUCAGCCUGCUCACCUGGACCCAGCUCAACCACAUCUUCCAACAGAAGCAGAACUAUGACCUACGCAGGCUGCUAGCGGGCUCCGAGCGCAUCACCGACAACUUGCUGGACCUGAUGGCUCGGGACCCCAGCUUCCUGAUGGGUGCCGCGCGCUGCCUGCCAAUGACAGCGGGGCUCAGGGACACCGUGAGCACCUGCCUCCAGCAGGCCAAGGCCAAAAGCCUAGUGUUCUCCAUCCUGCUGUCCAGGAACCAGCUGGUGUCUCUGGUGAGGAAAAAGGACCAGUUCCUGCAUCCCAUUGACCUGCAUUUACUCUUCAACCUCAUUAGCUCCUCCUCCUCCUUCCGUGAGGGUGAGGCCUGGACUCCUAUCUGCCUGCCCAAGUUCAACUCCAGCGGCUUCUUCCAUGCCCACAUCUCAUACCUGGAGCAGGACAUGGACCUGUGCCUGCUCCUGGUCUCCACCAACCGUGAGGACUUCUUCACUGUCUCCGACUGCAAGCGCCGGUUCCAGGAGCGCCUGCGGAAGCGUGGCGUGUCCCAUGCCCUGCAGGAGGCCCUGCGCACCCCCUUCUACAGCGUUUCCCAAGUGGGGAUCCCGGACCUCAGACACUUCAUCUACAAAUCCAAGAGCUCAGGUCUCUUCACCAGCCCUGAGAUUGAGGCUCCCUAUGUCAGUGAGGAGGAGAAGCAGAGACUGCUGGAACUAUACCAGUACCUACACAGCCGUGCCCACAACUCCUCCCGCCCCCUGAAAAACAUCUACUUCACAGGACCCAGUGAAAAUCUUCUGGCUUGGGUGACCAGUGCCUUUGAGCUGUACGUGUGCUACAGCCCCCUGGGGACCAAGGCAGCCGCUGUCAGCGCUGUCAACAAGCUGAUGAAGUGGAUCCGCAGGGAAGAGGACCGACUUUUCAUCCUGACACCGCAGACCUACUGAUGGGUGCUGUGCCAUGCCAGCCAUGCCCAGAGGAUUCCUGGCUCUGAUCAGAACACCCCCCGGGGCAGGCCCCGCCCUCCCAGUGUGCGUGGGGGAUGGUGGGAAAGGGGCACCCUUUGGAAGCAGAGUCCUCUGCCCCCCAACGCAGGGAAAGCACAUUAAUAGGGCUGUUAAAUAGCAGAUUUUAGAGACCCUAAAGCUUCCCAAGUUGCCUGGCACUGUGACCAGGACUCAGUGGAGACCCCUGCUACUGAGGGGCCGCCCCACCUGGACACGCAUUCCCCACUACAGCCUCCAGCCAGUGCUUCUACCUCACCUGCCACUUCUCAGCCUCCCCACACCAUCCUGCUUCCCUACCCUGUUGGGACACUCUUCAUUCCUGGGGUAUAUCUCUCAGUCUAGGGGAGUAGGGGGAUCCCCCUGUUGCUAGCUGCCUCCAUGGUGGGGCAGGGGAGGGGUAGGUACUCAGUCUGCACUGGGCUCCUAGGACCCCUGGUUCCUCCUGUAGCACCUCCCCUCUUUUCUCCAUCACUAGACUAUUCCCAGAGUGCUGAGGUGGCAUCUCCACCACCCCAGACCCACCCCGCUAUCCCUGGCCUCCAGGUCUCUGAGCCAGGGGUCACUGCCUGUGCACCGCAGAACCUGCUGGCUCCACCUCUGCCCCAGUUAUCUGCCAGGCUCAGGCAUUCUGCCUGGGUCCCCAAGGGACAGGUUCUCAGGAGUGUUGGUGGGCAGGGCACACAGGGCAACCUGCCAUGAGCAGGAAGGGCUGUACUGCCCAGCGGCUUGGCCACUUGGUGUCGUCCCUCUCCCUGCUGUCUUCCAGCUUUCCCCUGCUCCUGGCAUCUUGAUGCCAGCAUCUCCCAGCCAGGCCCUUCACAGACCUGUUGGAGGCCUGGGGGGCAGGGAGCACCCAGACAGGAAGAACAGGCCCUUUGGGCUCCAAAGUGAGGAGGCCCUCACGUUGCCUUGUGUUGGCCUAGUCACUCUGGGGAGGGCAGGGUGGCUGGGUCCCCAACCCCAGAAGGAUUCGCCCUCAGGUCUCCGUUAGUCAGUGCUGGCCUCUCCCACCCCCAGGUAUUCCCUAGAUCUCGCCCAAGCCCGGAUCACAGGCAGUUUGCCUGUCCCUGCGGCUGGGUUUUCAGAGCCAGCUCGGCAGCUGAUCUGUGUUCAUGACCAUGGCACCGGAUCCUGGGAUGGAGCUGGAGAAGGAAACCAACACCACUGAAUAAAGGCUGCAGAGAAA